AUGUGUACCAGUACAAUGAAGCUAUUCGUUACUCUUCGGUGUGCGAAGAGCAGAAAGCAGUGGAAAAGAUACAAGAAAACGGACAAUGAAGCACUGAAACAGCUGAUGUCUUCGGACAUACAGUCAGUGUCAAGGCAGCAGAAGACUAUACUGUUCUUGGGGCAUGACUCAGAGUCCGGUCAGACGGUGCAGAAUAUUGCUAUCAAUGAUCCAUCGUUAGAGUGCCGAGGUGCCCGUGCUAUGGAGACUGAAGUCACUGUGGACGAGUCGAACACUAACUCAACAAACCCACGCGCAAAGAAGUAUCAGUGCAACAAAUGUAAACAGAUAUUUGAUCAACUGUCCGCCUUCAAGCAACACAUGGUCGGCAACCACCGGCUCUCAAACUUAUACGACGUCUCCUCCAACGUCAAGUUCAUGUGCACCGACUGCGGCAAAAAUCUAAAAAACCAAGAAAAGUUUGAGCAACACUGCCGCGGACACGGCGACCCCGAUUUAGAAUGCAACAAGUGCCAUAAAGUCUUCGCCUCAAAAUUUACUUUACGCAAUCAUCGCAAGAUACAUUCUCGGAUGUACCAAUGCAAUUUCUGCUCGAAAUCUUAUUCGACAUCACAGGAGUUGCAAUCACACACAACUAAAGCACACUUUUCCUUUAUGUGCGAAUGUUGUUCUUUCACUUGCGAGAAUUUAGCUGAUCUAACAGCUCAUCAAAAGAUUCAUAAACACGAGACACCUUCAGAAAUCAAUAAUUCAAAGAAUUCCAGUGAAUCUGACUUCGCUGAGACAGGAGGUCUGUUCGAAGAGAUCAGUGACUUCUCAUUGCCAGAAGACAUGGUGAAACGGGAGCAAGAUGAACGCAUCCAAACUGCUGACUCUGUGAUCGCUAAAGUGAUGUCCAACAAGAUAUUUCGAAGCAAUUCGACGAGCAGUAGUAAGAGCAAGAAACAGCGGAAGUACAAUAAGACCUGCGAAGUAUGUUUGAAAAAGUUUGAUCGGAUCGGUGACCUCAAGAGACAUUUGAUCGAGCACGUCAUAAGAAGCACCCUCGCGAAGAACCCAGUCAACAAGUUCGGGGUCCUCAACAUCCGCUGCGAGAUCUGCCAGGAGAAGGUAUUCACUAAAAUAGACAGGUAUAAGGCUCACCUUAGGGAACAUGCUAAACUCACCCUUUACAAAUGUACCUUCUGCGAUAAAUCCUUCAGUGAUUCCAGCAACUUCUCUAAACACAAGAAAAUCCACGGUACCACGUACUUCCAAUGUGACUUGUGUCAACGUAAGUUUAAUUCGAAGAAAAUGAUCACUCAACACAUGGAGUAUCAUAACAAUACAAAUCCUAUUCAGUGUCAGUAUUGUGACAAGGUGUUCCAUUUCGAAUCCAUGCUUAACAAACAUAUUAGGUGCUCUCAUACUAAGAUGUCGACUACCAAGUUUAGGUGUAGGUUCUGCCGUAAUUACUUCAAAAGUUUGAAGGAGAAAUGGGACCAUGAAUGGACGGUGCAUAAUGUCAGGAAGGCAAUCGUUGACUGCCUGCUGUGUGGGUCUAGGUUCAGAAAGUAUGCUGAACUAAAAAGACAUUGCACGGAUGAGCAUGACACCGCCAUACCGCAAGCAAAACGGUUGCUAAGGUGGAAAAUGAAACGAAAAAUGCAAUUGCUCGACGAAAAUUUGUAA
Molecule: messenger RNA, 1671 nt
Organism: Spodoptera littoralis (African cotton leafworm)
Lineage: Eukaryota; Metazoa; Arthropoda; Insecta; Lepidoptera; Noctuidae
Source: the annotation of a GenBank genome assembly